AUGUCCUAUACAAAGCCAACUUACUUCCUUACGCCACGGCGUCCAAGCCCACCAGAUGGACCCAUACGCCUAGGGGCCAUUAUACCCUCACCAACUCAACCCGACGAGCCACUAUAUCUACCUCCGCCACCCCCGAAAUCUGAUACCAGCAAGUUUACAGAAUACAACUGGAGCGGUUCCCACGCCAAACAAUCAUCGUCUCACUUCGGAGUCUGGACCUCUUUUCUAGAAUGUGUCCUUGGAAUUGGUGCAGAUGUCAGUGUGGGCUUGGACAGAUCUCACCACCAGAGCUGGAAAGUGGAUACGAUGACGACGCAGUCAUUUUUACCUAGUCGCACUUUCCUGGAACAAGUGGUGGGACAUGAAGAUGUGAGAAGGUACAUCACCGAAAACCGUUUCCGCGAGAAGGUCUAUAUAAUCACCGGCGUUAUGAUCGCAUCCUCGGCCGAUAUCUCGGGCCAGAGACUUCAGGAGAAGGGACUCUACGUUCAUGCUGGCGUUGAUGCGGCGGCGUGGGCUGGUGUGCCUAGUGGCCUUUCGUUCGGUCCAGAAGGAAACUGGAAACGCAAAGCUGAGACAAAGGAAUCGAGUCGAACAGCAGAUGAUUUUGUCUUUGCGUAUAGGAUUCGUGAGAUCAAGGUACGGAGGAAAGGUGGAGUCAAGGCGGAUAAGCUGUAUGACAAGGGUGCUUUAUUCGAUACGGACAAAAAGAGGAAGACAGAAGACUUGUAUGAGGUAGAGGUUGAUGGCUUGGGUGACGAACCUGAUGUUGAUGAUGUCGAUCUGGAAAAUAUGGAGGUCAGGCAGAAGAUUGGAGUCGAAGGGGAAGAAGAGGAAGUUGUUUGUGUUUUGCCAGAACCUAUGGAUUGA
This is a messenger RNA of Alternaria arborescens, 870 nucleotides long. RefSeq lists its product as hypothetical. Lineage: Eukaryota; Fungi; Ascomycota; Dothideomycetes; Pleosporales; Pleosporaceae. The record is from RefSeq and is a predicted model, not a curated record. The coding region runs from base 1 to 870 and encodes 289 amino acids. The transcript has a single exon.